CAACAACUUGCCGCACCCAGACUAAAUCUGCUCUACCGGACGACUAGGCAUCUCACAGACCGACCGCAGCACAACUACGACGUUUCACGAUGCCCGCGACUACGGCGGAGACGCUCAGCAUUGUCAACCGCACAGUGUCCGUUGCACCUCUUGUCCUACUCUCAGCUGCAGAUCAUUACGGUCGCUCAGCGAAAGGCACCCGGAAACGAGUCGUUGGAGUGGUGCUUGGACAGAACGAUGGCAAGAGCGUGCGCGUGUCAAACAGUUUCGCAGUACCGUUCGAGGAAGACGAGAAGGACCCUUCAGUAUGGUUUUUGGAUCACAACUACGUCGAAUCGAUGAACGACAUGUUCAAGAAGGUCAACGCGAAGGAGAAGCUCAUCGGUUGGUAUCACUCCGGACCAAAGCUGCGAGCGAGUGAUCUCGAGAUCAACGAGCUGUUCAAGCGAUACACACCCAAUCCACUUCUCGUCAUCAUCGAUGUGCAGCCCAAAGAGGUCGGCGUGCCAACGGAUGCAUACUUUGCGGUGGAGGAGAUCAAGGACGACGGCACAACCACAUCGAAGACUUUCGUACAUACACCGAGUACCAUCGAGGCGGAAGAAGCGGAGGAGAUCGGAGUGGAACACUUGCUAAGGGACAUCCGGGACGUCGCAGUCGGCACACUCAGCACACGAAUCACGAGCCAGCUGGAGUCUCUCCAAGGCCUGCACCUCCGUCUACAAGACAUCGGCAAGUACCUGCAAAAGGUCCUCGACGGCGACCUACCAGUGAACCACGCGAUCCUCGGCAACCUUCAAGACGUCUUCAACCUCCUCCCGAACCUCUCCACGCCGAAAAUAGCUGCCAAAGAUCUACCGUCUGUCAACGGACUUGUCAAUGGCUCAGUUGGCAUCACCGGAGGCAACACCGAGAACUCUGAGCUCGCGCGCGCAAUGAGCAUCAAGACGAACGACCAGCUCAUGGCCAUCUACCUUUCCAGCUUAAUAAGAGCCAUCACCGCCUUCCACGACUUGAUUGAGAACAAGAUCCAGAACAAGCGGAACAUCGAGGACGAGGACGCGAAGAAGGAAGAGGACAAGAAAGACAAGGAGAUCAAGAAGGAGGAGAAGCUGCAGUUGAAUGGGACGUCGGAGAAGACAGACAAGGAGAGUAAGGAGGAAGCAAGCAAGAAGGAUGAGAAGAGCACGAAGAAGUGA
Zymoseptoria tritici IPO323 is the source of this 1199-nucleotide messenger RNA. RefSeq names its product proteasome regulatory particle subunit RPN8. Gene Ontology annotation, molecular function: protein binding; metallopeptidase activity. NCBI's taxonomy places the organism in Eukaryota, Fungi, Ascomycota, Dothideomycetes, Mycosphaerellales, Mycosphaerellaceae. Gene Ontology annotation, cellular component: proteasome regulatory particle; proteasome complex. Gene Ontology annotation, biological process: proteasome-mediated ubiquitin-dependent protein catabolic process. Bases 90 to 1199 code for a protein of 369 amino acids. The transcript has 3 exons. The record is from RefSeq and is a predicted model, not a curated record.